AUGUUUGCAGCAGACCACCACCACCAACACACUUUGAAUGACGACCAUGCCGUGUCUGAUCAGCAAGUAGAGACCAUUACAGACAUUGAACCAUCCUAUGAAGAACGGGUUAGCCCAUCCUCAAGUUAUCACCGUAGCAAAUCCAUCUCCCCCGUGGCUUCUUCCCAUGCCAGUUCUGCUGCUGCUCCACCACCACAACAACCUACCACCACAAAGGCAAUCAACACCACGCCUUCUCGUAGCGCCAGCAUGAAGCAACGUCCUAAACCACGCAAGGUGAUUGGCAAUUAUACGCUUGUCAGUACUCUGGGAUCAGGCUCCAUGGGCAAGGUCAAGCUGGCUAUGCAUAAUAUCACACAAGAGAAGCUUGCUGUCAAGAUUGUACCUCGAACCUUUGCCAAUGAGAAGAGUAGUAGCACCAAGGAUAAGGAUGAGAAUCGAGAGAUCAGAACCAUACGAGAAGCUAGCAUCAUGUUGCUAUUGUAUCAUCCAUACAUUGUCAGCCUCAAGGAGAUGGUCGUGCUUGAUCCAUACUACUACUUGUUUAUGGAAUACGUCGGCGGUGGUCAAUUGUUGGAUUAUAUCAUUUCCCAUGGCAGGCUCAAGGAAAAACAUGCUCGGCGUUUUGCACGUCAAAUUGUCAGCGCUCUAGAUUAUUGUCACAGGAAUUCUAUCGUGCAUCGAGAUUUGAAGAUCGAGAAUAUCCUGAUUUCCCAAUCCGGCCAUGUCAAAAUCAUCGACUUUGGUCUAUCCAAUCUCUUUUCUCCACGAGAUCACCUUUCUACCUUUUGCGGUUCACUCUAUUUUGCAGCACCGGAGCUUCUCAAUGCAAAAGCGUACACAGGUCCAGAAGUCGAUGUAUGGAGUUUUGGCAUUGUUUUAUACGUCCUUGUGUGUGGAAAGGUGCCAUUCGACGACCAAAGUAUGCCAGCAUUGCAUGCUAAAAUCAAACGAGGUCAUGUUGAAUAUCCCAGCCAUCUUAGUUCAGAAUGCAAGAAUCUACUUUCACGGAUGCUUGUGACCAAUCCAAAUCAUCGUUGCACCAUAUCAGAGAUCAGUGUACAUCCAUGGAUGAAUCGUGGUUAUGAUGGCCCUGUCGACAAUCAUUUGCCCGAUCGAGCACCACUCAUGUUGCCGGUGGAUAUGGAAGUGAUUCGCAAUAUGACAGGCUUUGGAUUUGGAACAGAAGCCGAGAUCAAACAACAACUUGAGAAUAUUAUCACCUCUGAUGAAUAUCAAAAAGCAGCCAAGACACUUGCCAAACGAACGCGAGAUCAUCAUCAUCAACAUCAACAGCAUCAUUAUUUAACGUCUCGUCUUACGACACAUUCACCUAUACCCUCGAGCAAGAAAUCGUAUGCAAUGCCAAAUGACGAUCCUCAAUCCAUACCCGCCGCUUAUCACCCACUUGUAUCCAUUUAUUACCUUGUCAAAGAACGCAUGGAACGUGAGAGACGUGCUGCAACAUCUUCGGAUCCUGACAACCCACGAAUAUCUGUUAGCAGUACAGGCUCUUAUGAUAAUGAUGCAACAGCAGCAACAGGAAUAUCAUCAUCAUCACCCACAGGUGCUUUCCGUGUCCCUGAUAUCCCGAUGCCUGAGACAGCAGCCCAUCCAGUGGACACACCAAUUGAGCACACAUUAUUCGCACAUAAGGAUUCAAUGUAUUCUGGAAGAGGCACAACAACAGCAGGUGUCGCAUUUGGUCGACGUGGACGUACGAACAUUCGAGUGGAUGAAGAGGGGCAUAUUAUCCAAGCUGAUAGACCCAACUUGUUGGAAAGUGGAUUACAGCGUAUCAAAUCAAGGCGUAGUAAAGCUUCCGACAGCUCAUUGAUCGACGAUGAUAGCAGCAGCGAACAUGGCAACAACGUAUUCCGAAGACUGAGUCAUGCAUUACAUCGAUCAUCCACUGAAAGGAAACGAGAACGUACAAGUGCUGAAUUGAACGCUGCGAUUGCACCCAUUAUGAUCCCAUCCACUUCCGACAAAGGCAAAACAACCCAUCAUCAUCAUCAUCAAAGCAGCAAUGAACAUCAUCAACAUGGAUCAAGUUUUGGAGACAAGGUUAGCCAUUUACUUGGCAGAGCUGGCAGUGCCAAUGCUCAUGCAAAUUCCACCAAACGACCCCAUCCACAACGACGACCACGACAAGCAACAGUAACAGGUGCCAAUCCUCUUAUGGCCAAUGAAGCUUCUCGUACAAUUGCAUCUGGCAAAGCACCUGCACAAGCAUUACCACCUGAAAUUGGUCAACAACAGCAACAACAACAACAAGCCAACACAGCUAUAGAGACUCGAAAAAGCGACGACGUAUCCAAUAGAGAGAACAAUGAACCUCCACCUCACAAUCAUGAACAAGCUUUCCCUGUGAGUGCCCAUGGUGAUAGCACAUCAGCAUCUCGAGGAACGGCCGAUGAAACAGUGAAACAAGUAUUCCUAAAGGGAUUGUUUUCAGUCACCACAACAUCCACCAAACAUCCAUCCGUGAUUCGGGCUGAUUUGAUACGUGUACUGGAACGCAUUGGUGUGAAGUGGCGAGAAAGUCGUGGCCGAUUUGAAUGUGUACAUAUGCCCAGCAUUGAUAUGAAGCGUGUCAAAAAAGAUGAUGACAAGGUACCGGAUGAUUCAACUACAAGUGGUGGUGGUGUUGCUGCAACGUCUCAUGUGACGGUGCCCGAUUUGAUUGUACGGUUUGAAAUCUACAUUGUCAAGGUAUCCUGGCUACUGGGCAUGCACGGACUACAAUUUCGACGUGUUAGCGGGGAUCCUUUUCUCUACAAGAACAUUUGUAGUCGUAUUUUAGCUGAACUUAAGCUUUAA
Messenger RNA from Lichtheimia ornata, 2823 nucleotides. RefSeq lists its product as uncharacterized. NCBI's taxonomy places the organism in Eukaryota, Fungi, Mucoromycota, Mucoromycetes, Mucorales, Lichtheimiaceae. Bases 1 to 2823 code for a protein of 940 amino acids. Gene Ontology annotation, cellular component: cytoplasm. Gene Ontology annotation, molecular function: ATP binding; protein serine/threonine kinase activity; tau-protein kinase activity. The transcript has 5 exons. The record is from RefSeq and is a predicted model, not a curated record. Gene Ontology annotation, biological process: intracellular signal transduction; protein phosphorylation; microtubule cytoskeleton organization.